Messenger RNA from Tinamus guttatus (white-throated tinamou), 3012 nucleotides. Lineage: Eukaryota; Metazoa; Chordata; Aves; Tinamiformes; Tinamidae. The record is from RefSeq and is a predicted model, not a curated record.
AUGCAUCAAGGGGGCAAAACAAAAGCAGCCUGCAGGCCUGGGUGCCACAGGCCAUUGCUGCCGGGCAAUGACGAGCUCAGUCUCGGUGUCGGUGCCAUCGCGGGCACAGGGCGGGGGAGCCACGAGAUAAUUAUCCAUUCCCAAGAGAAGGAACACGAUGAUCCGGAUUAUAUUCCCAUCAACAGCCGCUUUAAAUGCGUACAAGAAGCAGAAGAGACUCUUCUGAUUGAUAUAGCGACGAACACAGGCUGCAAGAUCCGGAUACAAGGUGAUAAGACAGCUGAGCGGCUCUUUGAAAUCCCUGAUGAGGAGCGUUGCUUGAGCUUCCUUGCAGAAAUACAGAGCAUCCAGGAAGCCCAGUUGAAAGCUUCUCCGCCUGAAAAUAAGGACUCAGACAGCUGGCAUCAAGUGAAGAAUGUCUCAGGCUUAUCACAGGCCCCUGUUUCAGGAGAUCUGGGUUUUGAGGAUGACUUCAAUGCAAUAAGCCUGGAGAAGAAAAGAAACGUGCAAAACCAUCAAAUGGGAUCUCGCCGGGAACCUCCACCUCCUCCUGUGUCUCAAAAUAGGCAAUUUCACCGAGAGAAUGCAUCAAGGGACCAGCCAAAAGUAACCAACACUAUGCGCAAAAUGUUUUCGCCCAACACCCAGUCGGGACAAAGAGAAGGUCUUAUCAAACACCUGCUUGCCAAGAGAGAGAAUGAGUAUGUUAACCUCCAGAACUUCAGGUUUUUUGUGGGCACGUGGAAUGUGAACGGGCAGUCACCAGACAGCAGCUUGGAGCCCUGGCUUGUGUGUGACCCGGAGCCUCCAGACAUCUAUUGCAUCGGAUUCCAGGAACUGGACCUCAGCACGGAGGCUUUUUUCUACUUUGAUUCUUCAAAGGAGCAUGAGUGGCUGACUGCUGUGGAGAAGUCCUUGCACCCUCAGGCUAAGUAUAAGAAAGUGCAAGCGGUCCGUCUGGUUGGGAUGAUGCUACUUGUAUUUGCUAAGAAGGAUCAGAUGAGCAAUAUCAAAGAUGUCAUGAUAGAGAGUGUGGGCACUGGAGUCAUGGGAAAGAUGGGUAACAAAGGUGGAGUGGCUAUGAGGUUUGUCUUCCACAACACAACCUUCUGCAUUGUCAACUCCCACUUAGCCGCUCACGUGGAGGAUUUUGAGCGGCGAAAUCAGGACUACAAGGAUAUCUGUGCUCGGUUGAGUUUCCUGUCCCCUGAUGACAGUCUACCUCAGCUCAACAUUAUGAAACAUGAUGUUGUCAUCUGGUUUGGAGACUUGAAUUACAGGCUUUGUCUCCCUGAUGCCAGUGAGGUGAAAAGUCUGAUCAGUAAGAAUGAGCUUCAGACACUAUUGAUGUACGACCAGUUGAAUAUUCAGCGGGCUCAAAGGAAAGCAUUUGCCGAUUUCUUCGAGGGAGAUAUUAAAUUCAUCCCCACGUAUAAAUACGACUCUAAAACAGAUCGCUGGGAUUCCAGUGGGAAGUGUCGUGUGCCAGCAUGGUGUGAUCGGAUCCUCUGGAGAGGGGGGAACAUAAAUCAGCUCCGAUACCGCAGUCAUAUGGACCUGAAGACUAGUGACCACAAGCCAGUCAGCGCGCUGUUCCGCAUUGGGGUAAAGGUUGUGGAUGACCAGAGAUACCGGAAGGUCUUUGAAGACAUAGUUCGUAUGAUGGACAGAAUGGAGAAUGAUUUCCUUCCUUCGCUGGAGCUAAGCAGGAGAGAAUUUGAGUUUGAGAAUGUAAAAUUCCGGCAGCUGCAGAAGCAGAAGUUCCAGAUCACCAAUAAUGGGCAGGUCACCUGUCACUUCUCCUUCAUCCCAAAACUCAACGAUAUCCAGUACUGUAAGCCAUGGCUUCGGGCCGAGCCUUGUGAAGGUUACUUGGAGCCAAAUGAGAGUGUGGACAUCUCCCUGGAUGUGUACGUCAGUAAGGACUCGGUGACCCUUCUGAACUCAGGCGAGGAUAAAAUUGAGGAUAUUCUUGUCCUUCAUCUGGACCGAGGGAAGGACUAUUUUCUCACCAUCAGUGGGAGUUACCUGCCCAGCUGCUUUGGCACCUCCCUGGAGGCACUGUGCCGAAUGAGACGACCAAUCCGAGAAGUUCCAGUCACUAAACUCAUUGACCUGGGAGAAGACAGCUUCUUAGAAAAGGAGAAGUCCGUUCUGCAAAUGGGCUCCCUGGACAGCGAGGAUGCAAGUGAGAUGCCACUGCAGGUGCCAAAGGAGAUCUGGCUCUUGGUGGACCACUUGUUCAAGAACGCCUGCCACCAGGAGGACCUGUUCCAGACUCCCGGCAUGCAGGAGGAACUGCAGCAGAUCAUUGACUGCCUGGACACCAGUAUCCCCGAGACAAUCCCGGGCAGCAACCACUCCGUGGCCGAAGCGCUGCUCAUCUUCCUGGAGGCCCUGCCGGAGCCCGUGAUCUGCUACGAGCUCUACCAGCGCUGCCUGGACUGCUCGCACGACAGCCGCCUCUGCCGCCAGGUGAUUUCUCAGCUGCCCCGUUGCCACCGCAGCGUGUUCCGGUACCUGAUGUCGUUUCUGCGGGAGCUCCUCAAGUACUCAGAAGACAACAACGUCAGUGCCAACAUGAUCGCCACCCUGUUCACCAGCCUCCUCCUGCGGCCUCCACCCAAUCUGAUGGCAAAACAGACUCAGCAAGACCGCCAGCGUGCAAUCAGCUUCCUCUUCGGCUUCUUGCUCGCAGGGGACGAGGAGUGACCCCCGCAGCUGUGCCAAAGCUGGGGCCCUGCACUCCAGGCUCUGGGCUGAGGCCAGGCCUCUGCCAGCUCCCGAAGGUUGGAAGGCUCCAGGCUACUCCACGUGCUGUGUUUACAGUGAGAAAGGAAGCGGUUUCCUCCUUCCCACUGCUGUACCCUCUACUGCAGAGGACCUGCACGCUCAUUGCACUGCCAUCCAAGUCAGGAGCCUUCUGCUUUCUCCCUAGGAUCUAGGUGGCCCUGCUGGUGCCCAAUCACUGUGCCGGCAGCCUGGCCUUCCCUCAGCAGUGUCACCAGCACC